UAAAACAAAAAUGAAAUCCUGUUGUCCGAGUCAGUCAGUCCUGUUGUCCGAGUCAGUCAUGCCUGUGUGUAAUCAUGUGCAGUGUCACACAGAGGUGACAAUAUCUCCUCACUAUCUCCUGCAAGACACAAGAGCUGAGUCUGCAUCUGAAAAGAAACCGAGAACGCUGCCACUAACACUGUCGUCUCUGUUACACCGUCCAGCCUCAGCUGUGUCUGUAAGAUCAGGAGCUGAGAUGACUUUCUACGAUGACAUUUACCCAUUCUACCCGCUACAAAGGACUGCCUUCAUCUUUAGUGGUCGCUUGCUGACCAUUAUUCUGGUGUUCCUUGUGCUGGCCAUCAGUCUUCUUCUCAUUCUGCCCGGCAUACGGGGGAAAUCAAGGCUGUUUUGGAUGUUGAGAAUAUUUAUCAGCCUGUUUAUAGGAGCGGUGAUCGUGGCUCUCAACUUUACUAAUGACUGGGCCGAGGCCAGAAUGACCACAAACACCACCUACAAGUCUUUCAGCAAUGUGGUGGUGAACGCAGACGUUGGUCUGCAUGUGGGACUCUAUGGCAUCAACAUAACACUGAAGGGCAAUCCUCCAAUCCAGUUCAAUGAGACCAUUGACUACAAUGAGAUGUUCAGCUGGCAGGACACUGUUGAAGAUGAGUACGAAGAAGCUUUGGAGAAAGGUUUGCCCAAUCCUAUCCUGUACAUCGCCGAGAAAUUCGGCCCGUGUGGGCUCAACUUGCCCUACAGAUACUCCGGACGAUAUGCAUCUGCAACCCUCUGGACGGCCUUCUGCUCCUGGAUGCUCGCAAAUAUCCUGUUCUCCAUGCCAGUCAUCCUGUAUGCUGGCUAUAUGAUGAUGGUGACGGCAGCCUUCAUCUUUUUCUCCACCGCCUCCUUUUCCACCAUCAUGAAUGUUCCUCAGUGUGUCUUCUCCAUUGGAACAGACUCCUUUAAAACGGAAUACAGUCACUCAUUCUGGCUGGCUCUGGCCACAGGUUUUUUGUGCACCAUCAUUGGCCUGUUGGUGGUGUUGCUAAACUUCCUGAUACCAGAGAAGAUAAAGGAGGCCUUCAGUGUUGGUGUUGACAGUUAUGAAGAUGAGGACUUCUCCUACGAGGAGGGCUUUCUGAAUUCAGCUUUUCUUGAUGGAGUGACAAUUUCACCGCUGACGUCAAGGGUGCAUUUACCUUAUAAAACCUUCCAGGAAAUGGAACUCAGAUAGAGCAUUUGCUGAAAUAUUUUUUGUAUAUUGUUAUGUAAAAUGAUGGUAAAAAUGUGUUUGGUUGUGGUUUAUGUGUAAAUACUGUAUAUGUUUGAUUAGGAUAACAGUUUCUUUACUGCUCAGGAGGUUGUGGCCAUGUUUUGAGGAGCAGUUUCAACAUGUACCAUUCACAUUCCUUAAAAUA
Cynoglossus semilaevis (tongue sole) is the source of this 1400-nucleotide messenger RNA. RefSeq names its product dual oxidase 2 (gene duoxa). Bases 11 to 1216 code for a protein of 401 amino acids. The transcript has 7 exons. The record is from RefSeq and is a predicted model, not a curated record. Gene Ontology annotation, cellular component: endoplasmic reticulum membrane. Gene Ontology annotation, biological process: protein transport. NCBI's taxonomy places the organism in Eukaryota, Metazoa, Chordata, Actinopteri, Pleuronectiformes, Cynoglossidae.